CAAACUUUGUUUGCAUGACGAAACGUUGUUUUUUCAUGAAUCCGGUGUUUUUGCUUGUCCAGCCAGCUAACCCUGGAAAGCUUCCUAGUCAGAAAUUUUGCGCAGGACGAUAAUAUCCGUCGUGGUUCGUGUAUUCAAUUCGAAGAGCUGAAAGACUACGCGUUGCACAUUUUGCAGCGGUUCUUCAUCAUCCAAUCAGCGGGCAAAAUGUGGGACGCAUCGGAGAAAACAUUGUACGCCAUAUGUGCGUUUCUGCUUUUAGAAAAGGUGCUAGAAGUGUAUCUAACGAUGCGUCAGAUACGCGUGUACAAGCAGAGCAAGACCGUGCCGAAAGAGCUACAGCACGUCAUGACCAACGAUACAUUCGAGAAGGCUCGCGUAUACGGGCUGGACAGAGCGUAUUUUGGUGUCGUCUCGGUGCUUGUGUGCGAUGUCUUAAUUCAGCUGCUGGAGCUGAGCUGCGGCUUUAUUGCACUCGUGUGGGCUCGUUCGGUCGAAAUCUCCGCCACUAUUGGGCUGAACCCCAAAAGCGAAAUACAAGUAGGGUGCCUUUUCGCCAUGCUGCUGAACUUGGUAGGAAUGUUGAAGGAUAUGCCGUUUAAAAUUUACAACACCUUUGUGCUGGAGGAAAAGCACGGUUUCAACAAGCAGACGGCGGGAUUUUUCAUCAAGGAUCAAAUCAAAUCUCUCCUGCUAGGCCAGGUUUUAAGCCUUCCCAUAGCGGCUGCGUUUGUAUACAUUGUUCAAAUCGGCGGCCAAUAUUUCUUCAUUUGGCUGUUUGUGUUUAUUACUGCCGUUUCGCUGUUGCUCAUUACCAUUUAUCCCGUGUACAUCGCACCCUUAUUUGACAAAUUCCGCCCGUUGGAAGAUGGAGAACUGAAACAGCGCAUACACGAGCUGGCAGGCAGUGUUAAGUUUCCCCUGGGACAGCUGUUUGUCGUCGAGGGCUCUAAGCGUUCGGCACACAGCAAUGCCUACUUUACCGGGCUGUUUGUGAAGCGAAUCGUGCUGUUUGAUACGCUGCUAGUGAACAAAGGAUUGCCGGAGGAUGAUCCCUCGCUAACGGAAAGCGACAAGGGCAAGGGAUGCAGUAACGACGAAGUACUGGCCGUGCUGGCGCAUGAACUUGGCCACUGGAAGCUGGGACACGUCGUCAAGAACAUAGUAAUUGUGCAGGUGCAAUUAUUUUUGAUUUUCCUCGCCUUUUCACAGCUCUUUACGUACGGUCCGGUGUAUGAAGCGAUCGGUAUGCCACCCGGCGAGAAACCCAUUCUGCUUGGGUUCUUAGUGAUUAUGACGUACGUGUUGGCACCGUACAACACAAUGAUCUCGUUCGUUAUGACCGUCAUCUCUAGACGAUUCGAAUACCAGUCCGAUGCGUUCGCACAACAACUUGGAUAUGCGAAAGAUUUGGGGAACGCGCUCAUCAAACUGCAACUGGACAAUCUAGGAUUUCCUGUGUACGAUUGGAUGUACUCUGCGUGGAAUCAUUCCCAUCCAACCGUUCUGCAGCGCCUCGCUAGGUUAAAAACUAUCGACCAAGGAGAGGAUAAAACGCACAAACCUAAGACUCAAUAAGCAGAAAAAGGUCAAGCCAUCAUAUUAAGACGUCGGAUAUUGUACUUCCAACAAUUAUGAGUAGAUCAGCAAAAAAAUGGCAUCAAUGUAAUGAAUGUUUCGUACAAAAUAUUUUUACUGCACCAAUACAACAUAAACCAAACGUACACUGGCGCUCUUGAACGAAAUGUGCUGUGGAAGUUGUUUCGCACACGGGGUGAUUCGCAUAUUAAUGUAUUCAUGAUUGCAAUGAAGAACCUGUGAAAUAAAAUAUUCAAACCAA
Messenger RNA from Anopheles stephensi (Asian malaria mosquito), 1840 nucleotides. Its product is annotated as CAAX prenyl protease 1 homolog. Gene Ontology annotation, cellular component: endoplasmic reticulum membrane. Gene Ontology annotation, molecular function: metalloendopeptidase activity. Gene Ontology annotation, biological process: CAAX-box protein processing. The record is from RefSeq and is a predicted model, not a curated record. Bases 208 to 1578 code for a protein of 456 amino acids. Lineage: Eukaryota; Metazoa; Arthropoda; Insecta; Diptera; Culicidae. The transcript is spliced from 2 exons.